This is a messenger RNA of Talaromyces proteolyticus, 750 nucleotides long. RefSeq lists its product as uncharacterized. Bases 1 to 750 code for a protein of 249 amino acids. The record is from RefSeq and is a predicted model, not a curated record. The transcript has a single exon. NCBI's taxonomy places the organism in Eukaryota, Fungi, Ascomycota, Eurotiomycetes, Eurotiales, Trichocomaceae.
AUGGCUGUCUCUAUCAGUCGCGCCUUCACCAAGCGCACCAAGCGCCCUGAGAUUUCAACUCCCAUGCCAUUUCGCGAGGGCCUAGUCAAGUAUUCUGCCGGCACCAUUCGUCGUGGCAAAAUUUCUGGUCCCGUGGAACUCUUGUCAGCAACCAACCCACUCGUCUACAACGCUCCCGAUUUGAGCGGUCUGUCGUCAUCCUCAUCCGCCUCUUCUCUGCGUUCUGGAGAUGAGAGUGACUUGACUCCUGCAUCGCCUGCUACCCCAGUAUCAGAAGACGCCAUGCCAGAGCCAAAUCACCUGUCAGGCUAUUUCCCAAAGAGAUCAGCCACUAUCACCAGUACAACCCGCUCAUCGACGUCUUCCACCGGCCUUGAUGCACCAAACGUGCCCAAGCGUGCCCUUUCACACACCAAGAAGUCGCAUCAAGAUCUCGCCCGCAAGCGUUCGAUCUCCCGGUUGUCGCCACCUCCCACUUCCAUGAACACGACCCCGCCGCGCCGCACUCAGGAUGUCUUCGCACCGGUUCUCGAAUCCGGCGACAAUCCUUUCAGCAGGGAAUUGGACAAGGUCAAUGAGGUCGCUGAAGAUUUUGGUGCGUUGAGAGUUUUGGAUGAGGAAGAACAGAUUCUGCUCAGCAGAGGCUUGAAGAAGUUCACCGUUGAUGACUAUCUUUGUGAGAUCGAAGAGCUUUAUGGGGGUGUUUUUGACGACCACCUCGGCCCUCUGGCAUCCAACUCGUGGCUCUAA